CGUAGCCUAUGGCCGCCUGUAACUUCAGAGGAAUUAAUGAAGAAUAUGUAUAUUGUAUUGCGGCGGCUGAGGACGUGUGACUCUUAAUCCGCGUAGUAAGUCUUUACUAUGUAUGUUAUAUGUAGGCAACAACAAUAAAAAAGUUUUUGGCAAGAAUGUAAUUUUUGGUACAAGCCUUUAUCGCUAACUGUACUUUUCUUUCCACAUGCAACUAAUACUCAUCGAGGCAAAUCUAACUUCACCGAAAACAUUUAGUUUGCGUUGUUAUAUCACAGAGUUCCCAUGGCUACCUCCUGUCUCCUUCAUCAGAUCAACUCCAUAUCAUCAUAAUAUUACAUUGUCAUCCGAUUUACAUAUAUAAAUGCAAAAUUUGAGCUCAAUCGGAAAUAGGGAAGUAGGUCAAAUUUAGGUUCCAAGAUUUGACCCCAUGCUAACAAAUUAACAUACAUACUAACAGGACAAUUUAAAUAAAAGCUUGUGUAAAACUCGAUAUUACCUCUACAUAUAAAGGGACGUAUUUUCGUAACUCUUUAACCUCAACCUCGAUAUGAUAAUUGAGAGAUAUAUAUUGUUUGAUAACAAAUAAUAAAAAGUGCUCAAACGUUAGAAAAAAAUCUGUAUUGUACUGUUUUUUUUAUCUAUUUGCACAGUCUUAUUUUUAUUUUAAACAAUUUGUAUUUGUGCAACUGUUCCUAAAAUAUUAUUCGAGCAAGCAUGUAAGGUCAAUAACCUAUUGCAUAAUGGCAUAGUUGAUCUCAAGUUCGAAGUCAGUAGGCCUACGAAGGUUAAAUUAACGCACUAUAAAAAGCACGUUAUCAACUUACGUAAUCAUUUAAAACAAUGUUACGCAUCAGAGCGACUGACGCACGGAAAACCAGUGCAGAAUAAAGAUCAUAAGGAUAAAAAGAGUAAGCUAAAGUCAAUUUACUUGUUAAAUGAAUAAAAGUGUAAAAAUAAAGUAAUAAUGGAGAGGUAAAUUGUAAUUUGUUGACAAUGCAUAUGUAAUUUAAUGAAGGAAGGAAUAAUCAAAGAUACCUAAACACAAAAGAGAAUAAUGAAACUAAAGAGUCUGUGUAUCUUAUACUUUUGUGUAUUAACAAAAGCGUCAAGUUUGUUCCCGCCAGUAGUAUCUGAAGAUGUACAUUUGAAUUUCACUGGUCUAGCAAAGAAAUAUGGACACCCUGCUGAAGAGCAUGAAGUGGUCACUAAAGAUGGGUAUCUUCUUACUUUAUUCCAUAUUCCUGGAAAGAGAACAACUCCUUUACUUCUAAUGCACGGGACAGGAGAUCAUGCUGAAAGUUUCUUGUUACGAGGAAAUCGGUCUCUGAUAAUCACAUUAGCAGAAGCUAAUUAUGAUAUUUGGGUCGGAAAUCUAAGAGGAAACAAAUACGCUCGAAGACAUGUCAAAUUAAAUCCAGAUGAUGAUCCCGAAUUUUGGAAUUACAGUUUCCAUGAAGCCGGACUUUAUGACUUACCAGCGACUAUCGAUUAUGUUUUAAAUGCGACUGGAAAAGAAAGCUUGAAAAUAAUAGGCCAUUCACAGGGAACCACAAUUAAUUUCGUUCUUUUAUCUUCAAAACCAGAGUACAAUGAUAAGAUUAAACUGCUAAUAGCACUAGCUCCAGUCGCUUUUUUGAACAAUCUAGCACCACCUGUGUCAACUCUUUGCGAAGUAGGACCACUAAUCGACGAAUUUUCGAAGAGUGUUGGAAUAGAAGAGCUCCCUAGUAAAAAAAUACCAGUACCAAAGUUCAGCAAUUUAGAAUGUAAAGGAGGGUCCAAUGACCACGUCCUGUGCAUAUUUUUAGCAGUAUUUUAUUCAACUUUCUUUGAUGCCAAGACGAUAGAGCCUGAAUUUUUUCAAAUUCUUCUAGGACAUUACCCAGGCAACACAUCCAGAAAAACCCUAGUUCAUUAUAACCAAAUUGCGUUGCGCAAACAAUUUUCCAGUUUUGAUUACGGUGUCAAAGAAAACUUUAAGCGUUACGGAAAAGGGUUGCCGCCUGAGUAUGAUUUGCAAAAAGUGACUGUCAAAACUGCAUUGCUGAUUGGAAGAGAAGAUCGGCUGGCAACUGUACAGGAUGCAGAGUUACUAAGAAAAUUGCUUCCUAAUGUUGUUUUGUUCCACAUACUGAAACCCAAAAUGUGGAAUCAUAUCGAUUUCAUUUGGAGAAACGACAUGAAUGUGUAUUUGUUUCCUACUAUAUUAUCUAUGUUAGAAAAGUAUGACUGAUUAGGUUUCUAAACAUUAAGAGUGCUUUACGAAGUGUACCUGGGAGCGUAGACAUGAUGUCAACAGUUAACGCUCUGUAGCGGUAGUUAGUAUAGACACCUAAUGAAUCAACUAAAAUAAAUGAAAUAUUGUACAAAAAAAUUCUGCUUUUAUUUUUUCUUAUCAAAUAAUUAGGAAAGCAAUUUAUCACUACUUUAUUUUUAUAAAAAAAACGUCGUACGUCACUGAUGCGACGUCACGACUGACACAGGUUAUGACUAUGGACGCAAUACAUUGCCGCUCGAAAUAUUUUAAAAAGUUAAUUGAACUCUGUAAUUUGAUAUUUUCUAUGAGACUCGUGGAUCUAAGACUUGUGACACGGUAUUAGAUGAGAAUAUAUAAAUAAUAGAUAAUAAAGGCAGAGAAAACAAAAAUAAUCGCCCUUACUGGGAAUCGCUCUUAGGACCUCCAGUUUCGUAGGAAGGGUCAGUACCAACUAGGCUGAGGUCGCUACGUCAAUGAAAGGAAAGCAUGCAGUACCAACAACAAGGAAGAGCACAUAUUUAAGGAUGGUUACUAGCCAGCUCGCUUUUGUAUUAUAUAAUGUAAAUAUAUACCUAAUCUAGAUAAUAGAUAAACACAUACUUCUAAACCUAUAUCAAUCCUAACUGCCUACCUUAUUAUUAUUCUAUUUAUUGACAAUAACAAUAUACAUAAUGGAUAUAUACAGAUGAUUACUAUAACUAGCUUAUAUCUAAAAUAGGCCCUUGAGGCAUUGUACCAAGGAUGCUGGCGGCAUUUCCUCGUUGUAUCGCAAUACUGAUACGUUGUGCGAGGAAGCCGCCAGCUCUUCGGUCACCAGUUACGUCAACCAGACGUUUCGCGAUUUCUCCAAAAAACUUGUGCGCGCUGGGACCCCAUGGACCUAGAGUUUCAACGCCAAAAGGUACAAAAUGGUACUCUCUACCGAGGCUCUUAUAUUUAUUACGUUUCCUACCUUAUUAGUUUUAGGAUAUUUAGGGUUCCUCAGUAUUUUUUAUGUUAUUGUAUUUUAAUAAUAGGUAAAUAGAUUUUAUGUUUCUGCUUAAGUAGUCCUUGAUUGUCAAUCUUUUCACUGACGUGUGCCGUAGUGUACAAUAAGAAUUAUAAAGGCUUUUUUACAAUAUGGAUAUCGUAAAUUGAUAAUACCUGUUUUUUUUUGACGCAAUGAAUAAUGAUAUUUAAUUAUGUACUAAGAAUUAAAGUACAAUAUGCAAAUUUAAACUCAUUUUUAAAGGUCUGUGUCAUUUUGCAAU
Messenger RNA from Cydia pomonella (codling moth), 3507 nucleotides. Its product is annotated as lipase 1-like. The transcript has a single exon. Gene Ontology annotation, molecular function: hydrolase activity, acting on ester bonds. The coding region runs from base 1055 to 2233 and encodes 392 amino acids. The record is from RefSeq and is a predicted model, not a curated record. NCBI's taxonomy places the organism in Eukaryota, Metazoa, Arthropoda, Insecta, Lepidoptera, Tortricidae.